Alternaria atra is the source of this 2253-nucleotide messenger RNA. RefSeq lists its product as uncharacterized. Bases 1 to 2253 code for a protein of 750 amino acids. The record is from RefSeq and is a predicted model, not a curated record. The transcript is spliced from 4 exons. NCBI's taxonomy places the organism in Eukaryota, Fungi, Ascomycota, Dothideomycetes, Pleosporales, Pleosporaceae.
AUGGCUACCCUUUGUGGAGCCGAGACAUUCACACUAUCUGUUGGCCAUCUAGCUCAAUACUCUACUUCGCUCAGUACUAUACCUACACUGACUGGCUCACGUAUCAUGUUUACCGAGCCAGCUGACCAAGAUGGUGUCGACAUGGUCUUCUCGGAUGAAUUGCGUGCUAGUAUCAAUCAAGCUCUUGACAGCAAGUGUGCAGCGAUCGACAAUGCAUGCUUCGAUAGCAUCAAAAACCUGCUAUUCAACCCUCAUACAAACCUAGAACUGGGCUCAGCGGCAUCAGGGGUACAGUCGCGCACGUUUGCCUUUAUCACGGAAUCUGCUACUUCGGCUCUAGUCAUCACGCCGACGGCUGACGUUGUCACGAUUACCCAGUCCGAUGCACCACUUCAAACGACGUUGACUGAACCAAAAGACGGUCACUCAAUCGGCGACGUUGCCCUUUUUCUUUCUGCCGACCUUGCAGCUCGUCUCGCAAGCAUGAUCAAUAUAAGCAAAAAAUGCGUGGCCGGAGCUGCAUUUUCCGACACGAAUAGACGCAAACUUCGCAGUCGAGACGUCGAGGAUCAGCUAGGAGAGGUCGUAUGUGCAGCUCGAGAAAUCGUUCUCAACGCCGGACCUAGUGGUCCCUUUGCGGAACUGGGUCUGGUUCAAGGACGGGAACCGAUAUGGACGGAGCCAGACGUACAACAAGCAAUGCUUGAGGUAAUGGGGUUUGCCGUCGAGGCAGCCGCAUAUAUAGCCCGUCCCCGACAGGUAAUGAGAGCUCUUGCGGUAGCUUCUUUCCUGUUGGCUUUCAACGCUAUCAUUCAUGCGACACCACCUUCGAUGACAAACUAUUGGUCUAAGACCGAAAUGGAAGGUACUGCGACGGCUUCGAUCGGUGCAACGACUAAAAUAGCAAUUUCAAGCAUGUCCACCGUCUCUAGUACGACGAAAAGCUCGAGCUCGUCAGGCUUGAUGACUUGCACAGCGUCUUGUACCCAGACCGGUAAUAUACGAGACUGCACCACCCUAUGUACUACAUCUACUGAUGCCCCUCACCUUUCAACAUAUGCUGUUACCACAGCGACAAUUGAGCCGUGGACUGUCCCUUACCACCCCCAAAUCCCAAUCAUCCCAAUUGAGGAUUACUUGACCUUUUGUCUAGCCAACGAAGAUACGAAAUUUCCCAUCGACUCAUUCAACACAACGUAUACCCAGUUCUGCGAGAACGUUGACGGCUCAACCGAAGACGUCACUUGGAUGGUCGAUUCAAAAGGAGAACAAACACAAUUUAACCGCCGGAAUUUUUGGAGAAGGGAAAACCCCGAUGAAUACAGGGACUACAAGUUUGCACUUUGGUGGAGACCUAAAACGGGGGAAAAUGCUACCGAAUGUACUGUUCAAUGCUACGACGCUUUCAAAGCACUGAACGACUACGAUUCAUGCAAGGUAGGCGAUGAUAAGAAGUUUCUGGCUGGUAGUGGAGCUAUCAACAUCGGCUGUGGCACGUACUCCUUCAGUGUUCACCACCAGAUUCAGUCCGCGAUCAAGUGUUUCAGCCAUCCCCUCGAUGCACCAAAGAAAGACAGUGCUGCCUCGGGUGAAACGAGCGUAGAAUUCGCUAUCCAAACCUGGUACAGCGACAACGACAACCACCAAUUUACCUCAAACACCAUCUCAGACAACGUGUACUGGCGUUGGGGUGUCACUCAACUCGACGUACCCGACCGCCGCUCAUUCUGGCUCCGGGCUAGCCCAAACGGCAACAACCAACAAGCAUCAUUCCUGAAAGACGAAUGCAUCGCCGGCCUAACAGAAGGCCUAAGCAAGUGCGAUCCAGACUUUGAUACUUCACAUGGCUUCACCGCUUCUAUUGGUACUAUCGACUACAGUCUUGAUCUUAGCGGUGUCACGAUUGGCGAUAGUCCUCCUUGGGACGAAUACCCGUCUUUCCCCGCCCCAGAACAACUAACCGCGAAAGGCAGUAAAAAGCCCCAGACGCCCAAAUGUUGGGAUGUGAAUCGAUACGCCACAGGCAGAAAGGUCUUCCCGGACAAUCUUGAACAAGCAAUUAACGCUUGGUGUAUCGAUGACGCGGAGAUCAAGGGCUUCAGUCAUAAUAGUGACCAGGGGCAGGUGUUUCCCCCAGAGGGUCAGCCGGGUUUCUAUCCUGAGAGUUGGAAUCCACAGCAUAUCCAUCUCGCUGUGCAAACGGUUGAGAAUGGGGCGCCGGAGCCGUAUGAGAACAUGAAUUGGUGCCAGUAG